Cladocopium goreaui is the source of this 1429-nucleotide messenger RNA. The record is from the annotation of a GenBank genome assembly. Lineage: Eukaryota; Dinophyceae; Suessiales; Symbiodiniaceae.
GGCAGCUAUAGCGAGCCAUGGCCCGCGGUGCCAUCGCAGCUGCCUUGGUUCUGGGGGCAAUUGGAGGUGAGCCCAGCUGUCACCUGACGGACUCCUCGUGUUCGCUGGAGCAACUGCCUCGCGAUGUCAGCACAUUGAUCUAUCCAGGUGGAGCAACACGCUGCAUUUUUAGCGAUUCGCCGGAGUACGGAUUUCAGGUGAUUCCCGGCUCCUCGGAGAAGUUGUUGCUCUUCUUCCAGGGCGGCGGGGCUUGUUUUAACGACGUCAGCAGUCGCGAGGCCGAUUCUGCGCCCUGCCUGUCACAUUUGGUGCUUCAACCACUCUUUGGCAUUUUCAAUCGCGAGAAGGUCUCGAAUCCUUUCCGUGACUACACCAUUGUUCAUGUCAAUUACUGCAGCGGCGACCUCCAUGUCGGCAACGUGCUCCGCUGGUACUUGGACCGCCAGCUGCAACGGGUGGAGCAGCGCGGCUAUGUCAAUGCCUUGGCGGGCGUGAAAUGGGCAAGGAAGAAUGUGGGGCAGUUGUCAUCGCUGAUUGUUGCAGGCUCAUCCACUGGUGCCCUGGGGGCGCAGUUGUGGAUGGAGACCAUUCUGCAGACUUUCAGUUACCAGGCCGCAGCCCUAUUGAUGGACUCCGAUAUGGCCAUCCUCCCGAGCCGUACGGAGGGCCCUCUGCUAAAAGGCUUUGGUGCGUGCGACACGGGGCUGUUUGAAUCGGACGCAAAGCAGAAGUGUGCCGCUGGAGAACUGACCAUCCAGGCGGUGCUGGAACAGACGAUGGCUAGACAUAAGGAAGUGACUAUGGCAGCCAUCAGCUCACUACAGGAUCGAAUGCAGGUGCGUUUCUACAAUGCUGUGUGCAUGGCAGAGAUGCUACCCGCAGAUUUGACCCCCUAUGACUUUGAGAGGAAGUUGAUGACGAGGUUGGAAGGAUACAAUCGCUAUCCGAAUUUCGUGACAUAUCUGGUGCCCGGCGACCGCAACUACUUUCUGCCACUCGAGGCAUUCUUCGGCGAAGCUGCGCUGCCGCAGUGGCUUUCGACCCUUCCGGAGCUGGCUGGGCAACAGAUCAGCAGCUUUUGCAGCGGGAAGUGCGGCACGUUGAGCAGCAAAAGUUUCAUGUUGACGUCGCAUCCUGUAAACCAGAAAGGAGAGCUGCCCAAAGAGUCAGCUCCCAGCGGAGAAGCGAAGUUGAUCCAAGUGCCAGAGCUCUCCAGGUUGCCAUGGUGGAGCUCCUGGUACCAUGUUGCACUUCUUUCUGUGGCCUUGGCCCUUUGCAUAGGUGCUUUCCUGGAUCGCAGAUCUCCAAGCAGCUACAGUGCAAGCCGCUCCUUCAGCGAGGAUGACUUUUCGGAUGAAGACAAGAUUUGAGAAUUGCAAUGAGGUGUUAAGAACCCGUGCGCUACCUGGCUUCGCCAAAGAUGUGAGGG